Molecule: messenger RNA, 3130 nt
Organism: Xenopus tropicalis (tropical clawed frog)
Lineage: Eukaryota; Metazoa; Chordata; Amphibia; Anura; Pipidae
Product: oocyte zinc finger protein XlCOF6-like
Exons: 4
Coding region: 134-2425 (763 amino acids)
Biological process (GO): negative regulation of transcription by RNA polymerase II; negative regulation of cell differentiation
Cellular component (GO): nucleus
Source: RefSeq, a predicted model, not a curated record
CUCCCCCCUCCCCCCCCCCAGAGAGCAGGAGGGGUCUCAGUGCCGCCCCCCAGUCACAUUUGGGAGCCAGGAGUUGUGUUCCCUCCCUGCUCGUCCCCCCGCUGUAUUCACAUCUCCUGCCUGGCUGCCGGAUAUGGACCAAGGAGUCUCCUUUCCGGGGGGAGAGCGGAUACGGAUCUGCAGUGACAUCACGGAUUCCCAGUUGUUACGUUUCCCAGUGGUCACAUUGGAAAGGAUAAAAUCUAAUCCAGUGAAUUAUCACAAAAAUUGUGCUGCUCUUCAGAAUGGAUUGGAGGGAAAAUGCGCUAAGCGGCAAACCAAAACCUGGGCUAAUGAGAAGAACCUGAGGAACCCCGGUGGAAGAGGAAGAGAGAAAAAAAUCAAUUGGUUGGCUGAACAACAAACCGUUCUAAACUACAAGCAACAAAAAGCUGAAAUGUGCAAAAAUCUAAAAAGGACUGUACUAUUAAAAAAUGAAAAAACUAUGAUUAAAUCAGGAAACCAGGAAAUACCUAAGUUGCCUGCACAAAGCACAAAGAGAAGUGAGUUCUGUAGCGCCCAGAGCUCCAUCCAACCUUUUGUCUGUACAAAGUGUGAGAGACGAUUCCGUAGCAACGAGGAACUUCUCUCCCACAAACGGAUUCACACCGGGAGGCCAUUUGUCUGUGCUGUUUGUGGGAAAUGCUUCUCACAUAGAAUCAUCCUCCAAGCGCACCAGUGGCUUCAUACUGGGGAGAAACCAUUCCCCUGCACUCAGUGUAAUGAGAGCUUUCUGUACAAAAGGGGCCUUCACCAACAUCAGCAAAUCCACCAGAAGGGGAAACCAUAUGUCUGUUCUACGUGUGGGAAACAGCUGAAGAACAAACUGACUCUAAAUCGACAUAUGCACAUUCACAGCAACAUAAAACCUUUUGCCUGUUCUGAGUGCAGCAAAUCCUUCCGAUUCAAGGCCUGUCUCCAGCUGCACCAAAGAACCCACACUGGAGAGAAACCAUAUACUUGUAAUGAGUGUGGAGAAAGCUUUGCCCAGUGUGGACAGUUAAAGACCCACUGUCGAAUUCACACUGGGGAAAAACCAUUUGCUUGUUCUGAAUGUGGAAAAAGAUUAAGUUCAAAAGAGGCUCUCCGGGCGCACCUGUUGUGUCACACUGGGGAGAAGCCAUUUUCCUGCUCAGAGUGUGAUAAAUCAUUUAGAUUAAAGUCAAGUCUUCAAAUCCACCAGCGCGUUCACACGGGAGAGAAACCAUUCGAGUGUAAAGAGUGCGGGAAAUGUUUCCGGAUUAAGGCGAAUUUCAAUUCACAUCAACUAACCCACACUGGGAUUAAACGGUUUGAAUGCUCUGAGUGCGGGAAGCGAUUCAGUCGCAAGUGCAGACUAAUUCAGCACCAGUUCAUUCACACCGGGGAGAAACCAUUUGAAUGUACCACGUGUGGGAGAAGAUUUAGUCUUAAACCAACCCUCAAUAAGCACCAGUUAGUCCACACUGGGGAGAAACCCUAUGUCUGUACUGACUGUGGAAUGGGCUACAAGGAGAAGAGGAGUCUGGUUGCUCAUCUUCGGACUCACACAGGAGAGGCAGGUAUUCCUUGUACUGAGUGUGGGAAAACCUUCCUGUCGGAGAGAAGACUUAAAAACCACAUGCAGAUACACACUGGUGUGAAGCGUUUUACCUGCAAAGAGUGUGGGAAAUCUUUCUCACAUAAAUCAUAUUUUGAGACUCACAAGCUAAUGCAUGCUGGGAUAAACCCCUUUGAAUGUACCGAGUGUGGGAAACAGUUCCCGCACAAGCAGCUUCUCAAAAGUCACCAGUUAAUUCACACUGGAGAACUUUUUGUCUGUCCAGAGUGUGGGCUGGGGUACAAGAGAAAGCAAAGCUUGCGCAAUCACCUUCUCUGUCACACAGGGGAGAAACCAUUUGCAUGUGAAGAGUGCGGUAAAAACUUUGUCUUGAAGAAACACCUCAAAAGACACAAAGAGACACACAGUGCGGAGAAAGCAUUUGAAUGCUCCGAAUGUGGGAAAAAGUUCCGUCGCAAGGAUGGACUCCUCAAGCACUGGCUAACUCACACAGGGGAGAAACCUCACGUCUGUACUGAGUGUGGGACACGCUUUCAGUGUACCAAACAGCUCAGGAUUCAUCUUUGGACUCACACUGGAGAGACGCCAUUUAAAUGUGAAGAGUGUGGGAAAGUUUUUGCUUCAAGCACAAAGCUCCAGGUCCAUAAAGUGACACACACGGGGGAAAAGCCAUUUACCUGUGAGAAGUGCGGCAAAAGCUUCACCCAGAAGUCAAAUCUGAACACUCACCAGCUGACUCACGGGGAAAAGAAGUUUAAGUGUGAGGAGUGCGGGAAAUGCUUCUCCCGUAAAGAUUCCCUCAGGAGUCAUCAGCGGCUUCACACUGGAGAGAAACCAUCGGUGUGAAAAAAAAAGCUUCUCCUGGGAGGAUUUUCUCCACCCUCAUGCGGUGACCCAUACUGGAGAGAAACCAUUCAGCUGCACGGUGUAGGAGAAAAAUGUAUAAGAGUUGCUUUAAUAAACAUGAGCGCAUUCACAACAGGUACAAGAGUACGGAUGAAGGCUCCGAUGCAGACUCGGAGGAAUUACCAACUGAAUACUGGCGAUGGGGCUGCACUGGUCUCCACCCCCUGGGAUGUGCUACUGUGAGGUACUGCUACUAACCAAUCAGCUACAUAUACCUAAUAGAUGGGUGUAGCUUACUCACGGGCCUAGUGAAGUCCUUAUCUGCGUAGCCCAUGUAUUCCUUCUAUACCAAAUUAAAGUAAAAGAUGUGAUAUAAGGGGCCCCUCCGGAUGUCUGCAAACAACUCAAACCUAUUUCUACUCCCCGGAGGCACUUAUAUAUGGAACCUAAUCACCCAGUGGCAGUGCCAAGAACAAAUCCUUCCCCAAAUGAUGCAGAAUAACAACUUGAUAAGAGAGGACAUUUGUAAACCAAUAAAACAUAUGUUCUACUGCAGCCAAUAGGGAGCAGACUUUCACUGAUUCAUUUAUUUAAAGGCUGAGUAAACAAAUUAUCUCCUUUUCCUUUGUAUAGAUUAAACUUUAAGAACAGAUUUAAGAUUCUAUUUUUUCCCUUGUUCAAUAAAGAUCUACACUAAGUAUCAUA